AUGGCUCGUACCUUUUUAGAAAGUCUUCCAAGAGAGAUUCGCGAUCAAAUAUAUGGUUACGUUUUAUCGUCACAUUCAAGGAGUGUAUAUCUAUCCGAAAGUGUCAUCAAUGACCCCGAUUACCCUCAAGAAGAGUACUCAGCAGCGGGAAAGCCUCCAUAUAUCAUUCGAACUAAAUCCCACGGCGAAACCAUACGCCUUUCCUUUUUACGAACUUGUCGACAAAUCUAUCAUGAAGCUAAAGUUGUUUUCUGGGAGCAGAAUUCACUUAUCCUUGAUGGUAUCCUACCUCGAACAUAUAUCGAUCACCCCAUAUUAGGCAGACUACCGGGCUCGAUUGCCUCAAUGGCUACUUCUGUCGAACUCAAGAUAGAUAUAUUAGGUCGUUCAGCUUUCCGUAGGAAAUCUGAUUUGUGCGAGGAUAGUCCCUCUCUUGUUCCAUUCGAAUAUCAAUUGAAGGAUCUUGCACGAUGGCCAAAUUUAAAGAGAAUAAAGUUACAUAUGAGUCUUGGAGAAGACCCAUGGGGCAAUUAUGAUGGAUAUGGUCACAGUGGAUUCGCAAGAUUACUCUACUGGAGACUUAGAGGCGGAUCAAACGAUCAUUGGCAUAACUUAGUCCGAUCAAAUAUCAAAGCAUUAGAAGAAGCCGGUGGAAAAGAUGGUUAUUUAUCUCAUGUCAAGAAAGAAUUGGACAUCAACACAGGCUGCGCACUUCCAAAUGGCAAUGGCUUUCCUCAACGAAUGUUAAAGAUGAGUACUGGAUCUCCAGGUGAAGUUUUACAAGAAUUAAGUGAGGCAUGGUUUGGUAAUCUAUUUGUUGAUGGUAGAUUAUCCUUCCUCGAGGGUAAAGAGAAGGAAGAUAUGUUCGUUCAACAACCUGCACCACGUUUACCUAUGCUGGAUCAUUUCUUCUUCUUCAAAUAUGAUAUCGAUCGUUGGGUAGAUGGACAAUCAGGUGUAAGGUUAUGGGGAAAAGCAAAACAGAUUUGGCCAGCAGGAAAUGAGGGGAAACAAGCAAGAAGAGAUGCUUGGGAGGAUUCAGGAAGAAUGGGUUGUUCUUUUGAUGUUAUGAGGGAAAUUCAUUGGCCUUGGAAACAAAUGUCACCUCCAGACUUUGUUCCGUAG
This is a messenger RNA of Sclerotinia sclerotiorum 1980 UF-70, 1125 nucleotides long. RefSeq lists its product with no specific name. The transcript has a single exon. Bases 1 to 1125 code for a protein of 374 amino acids. NCBI's taxonomy places the organism in Eukaryota, Fungi, Ascomycota, Leotiomycetes, Helotiales, Sclerotiniaceae. The record is from RefSeq and is a predicted model, not a curated record.